Molecule: messenger RNA, 8121 nt
Organism: Mirounga angustirostris (Northern elephant seal)
Lineage: Eukaryota; Metazoa; Chordata; Mammalia; Carnivora; Phocidae
Gene: FASN
Product: fatty acid synthase
Exons: 42
Coding region: 204-7754 (2516 amino acids)
Biological process (GO): fatty acid biosynthetic process
Cellular component (GO): cytoplasm
Molecular function (GO): 3-oxoacyl-[acyl-carrier-protein] synthase activity; phosphopantetheine binding; fatty acid synthase activity
Source: RefSeq, a predicted model, not a curated record
CGACGCUCAUUGGCCUGGGCGGCGCAGCCAAGCUGUCAGCCCAUGUGGCGUGUCCGCGCUGGGACGGCCGCGGUUAAAUAGAGUCGGCGCCGGCCUAGAGGGAGCCAGAGAGACGGCAGCGGCCCGGCCUCCCCUGCGCCACCGCGCUCCAUCCUCGCUCCCCGCCGCCCGCCCGCCGCCCGCGCCCAGACCAGAGAGCAGCCAUGGAGGAGGUGGUGAUUGCUGGCAUGUCCGGGAAGCUGCCCGAGUCGGACAAUAUGCAGGAGUUCUGGGCCAAUCUCAUCGGCGGCAUAGACAUGGUGACAGACGACGACAGGAGGUGGAAGGCAGGACUCUACGGCCUGCCCAGGCGGUCCGGCAAGCUGAAGGACCUAUCCAGGUUCGACGCCUCUUUCUUCGGGGUCCACCCAAAGCAGGCUCACACUAUGGACCCCCAGCUGCGCUUGCUGCUGGAGGUCACCUACGAGGCCAUCUUGGACGGAGGCAUCAACCCAGCGUCACUCCGAGGGACACACACCGGUGUCUGGGUGGGCGUGAGCGGCUCCGAGGCCUCAGAGGCCCUCAGCCGAGACCCUGAGACCCUCUUGGGCUACAGCAUGGUGGGCUGCCAGCGCGCCAUGAUGGCCAACCGUCUCUCGUUCUUCUUUGAUUUUAAAGGGCCCAGCAUCGCCCUGGACACAGCCUGCUCCUCUAGCCUGAUGGCUCUGCAGAACGCCUACGAGGCCGUGCGCAGCGGGGAGUGCCCCAGCGCCAUCGUGGGGGGCAUCAACAUCCUGCUGAAGCCCAACACCUCCGUGCAGUUCAUGAAGCUGGGCAUGCUCAGUCCUGAGGGUACCUGCAAGUCAUUCGACGAGUCUGGGAACGGUUACUGUCGCUCGGAGGCCGUGGUGGUCAUCCUGCUGACCAAGAGGUCCCUGGCCCGGCGCGUGUAUGCCACCAUCCUGAACGCCGGCACCAACACCGACGGCUACAAGGAGCAAGGUGUGACCUUCCCCUCCGGGGAGGCCCAGGAGCAGCUCAUCCGCUCCCUGUACGAGCCGGCUGGGCUGGCCCCAGAGUCUCUGGAGUAUAUCGAAGCCCACGGCACGGGGACCAUGGUGGGCGACCCCCAGGAGCUGAACGGCAUCGACCGAGCCCUUUGCACCACCCGCCGGGACCCCUUGCUGAUCGGGUCCACAAAGUCGAACAUGGGGCACCCGGAGCCCGCCUCGGGGCUUGCAGCCAUGGCCAAGGUGCUGCUGUCCCUGGAACACGGGCUCUGGGCCCCCAACCUGCACUUCCGCAGCCCGAACGCUGAGGUCCCCGCGCUCCGGGAGGGGCGGCUGCAGGUGGUGGACCGGCCCCUGCCCGUCCGCGGAGGCAACGUGGCCGUCAACUCCUUCGGCUUCGGCGGUUCCAACGUGCACGUCAUCCUCAGGCCCGACCCGCGGCGCCCCUCGCCGGCCGCCCCGCGCGCCACCCUGCCCCGCCUGCUGCGGGCCAGCGGGCGCACCCUGGAGGCCGUGCACUGCCUUCUGCAGCAGGGCCAGCAGCACGGCCAGGACCUGGCCUUCGUGAGCAUGCUCAAUGACAUCGCGGCCAUCCCCCCCACCGCCAUGCCCUUCCGGGGCUACGCGGUGCUGGGCGGUGAGGAAGGCGGCCCGGAGGUGCAGGAGGCCCAGCAGCCGCCUGCUGGCCAGCGUCCACUCUGGUUCAUCUGCUCUGGGAUGGGUGCGCAGUGGCAUGGGAUGGGGUCGAGCCUCCUGCGCCUGCACAGCUUCCGAGACUCCAUCCUGCGCUCCGACGAGGCCGUGAAGCCCUUGGGCCUGCAGGUGUCUGAGCUGCUCCUGAGCACAGACGAGGCCUGCUUCGACGACCUCGUCCACUCCUUCGUGAGCCUCACCGCCAUCCAGAUCGCCCUCAUAGACCUGCUGACCUCCAUGGGCCUACGGCCCGAUGGCAUCAUCGGACACUCCCUGGGGGAGGUGGCCUGUGGCUACGCAGACGGCUGCCUUUCCCAGGAGGAGGCCAUCCUCACGGCCUAUUGGAGAGGCCAAUGCAUCAAGGAGGCCAGCAUCCCACCGGGGGCCAUGGCGGCCGUGGGCUUGUCCUGGGAGGAGUGUAAACAACGCUGUCCCCCUGGCAUUGUGCCCGCCUGCCACAACUCCGAAGACACAGUGACCAUCUCAGGACCUCAGGCCCAGGUGGUCACAUUUAUGGAGCAGCUGAGGCAGGAGGGCGUGUUUGCCAAGGAGGUGCAAACAGGCGGCAUGGCCUUUCACUCCUACUUCAUGGAGUCCAUCGCCCCCACGCUGCUGCAGGCACUCAAGAAGGUGAUCCGGGAGCCAAGGCCCCGCUCGGCGCGCUGGCUCAGCACCUCCAUCCCCGAGGCCCAGUGGCAAGGGAGCCUGGCCCGCACAUCCUCGGCGGAGUACAGCGUCAACAACCUCGUGAGCCCGGUGCUGUUCCAGGAGGCGCUGCGUCACGUGCCUGAGCACGCCGUGGUGCUGGAGAUCGCCCCCCACGCCCUGCUGCAGGGCGUCCUGAAGAGAGGCGUCAAGCCCAGUUGCGCCAUCAUCCCUCUGAUGAAGAAGGACCAGAGAGACAACCUGGAGUUCUUCCUCAGGAACGUGGGCAGGCUGCACCUGCUGGGCAUUGAUGCCAACCCCAAUGGCCUGUUUCCACCCAUGGAGUUCCCGGUUCCCCGGGGGACUCCUCUCAUCUCCCCCCACAUCAAGUGGGACCACAGUCAGAUCUGGGACGUGCCUGCCGCCGGGGACUUCCCCAGCGGCUCCAGCGGUUCGUCUGCUGCCACCAUCUACAACAUUGACACCAGCCCCGAGUCCCCCGACCACUACCUGGUGGACCACCGCAUCGAUGGCCGCGUCCUCUUCCCUGCCACCGGCUACGUGUGCCUGGUCUGGAAGACUCUGGCACGUGUCUUGAGCCAGAACAUGGAAGAGAUGCCCGUGGUGUUUGAGGAUGUGACACUGCACCAGGCCACCAUCUUGCCCAAGACCGGGACUGUGGCUCUGGAAGUGCGGCUUCUGGAGGCUUCCCGCACCUUUGAGGUGUCUGAGAACGGCAACCUGAUCGUGAGCGGGAAGGUGUACCAGUGGGAGGAGCCUGACCCCAAGCUCUUCGACAGCCAGGAGGGCCCGGACCCCACGGCCGCAUUCCACCUGUCCCAGGGGGACGUAUACAAGGAGCUGCGGCUGUGUGGCUACGACUAUGGCCCCGACUUCCAGGGCAUUCUGGAGGCCAACCUGGGAGGCUACACAGGCCAGCUGCUAUGGAAGGACAACUGGGUAACCUUCCUGGAUGCCGUGCUGCAGAUGUCCGUGCUGAGUAUGGCCCAGCGCUCCCUGCGCCUGCCCACCCGCAUCACCUCCAUCCACGUCGACCCCGCCACUCACCGGCAGAAGGUGUACUCGCUCAAGGGCCAGGCCCAAGUGGCUGAUGUGGUGGUGAGCAGCUGUCUGAACCACAUGGUGGCCGGCGGAACCCUCAUCUCGGGCCUACACACCUCCAUGGUUCCGAGAAGGCAGCAGGAGCAGUUCGCCCCGAUCCUGGAGAAGUUCUGCUUCACUCCCUACGUGGAGGUGGGGCUCCUGGCUGGAAACGCAGCCCUACAGGACGAGCUGCAGCUGUGCAAGGGGCUGGCACAAGCACUGCAGACCAAGGUGGCCCAGCAGGGGCUAAAGAUGGUGGUCCCUGGGCUGGAUGGGGCCCAGGUGCCCCGGGAGCCCCCACAGCAGGGCCUGCCUCAGUUGCUGGGGGCUGCCUGCCAACUCCAGCUCAAUGGGAGCCUGCAGCUGGAGCUGGACCAGCUACUGGCCCAGCAGAAGCCCCUGCUGCAUGACGACCCCCUGCUCCACGGCCUUCUCGAUUCCCCGGCACUCAAGGCCUGCGUGGACACCGCCCUGGAGAACCUGAGCAGCCCCAGGAUGCACAUUGUAGAGGUGCUGGCUGGCGAUGGCCGCCUGUAUUCCCGCAUUCCGGCGCUGCUCAACACCCAGCCCCUGCUCCAGCUGGACUACACGGCCACGGACCGCCACCCCCAGGCCCUGGAGGCUGUCCAGGCCAAGCUGCAGGAGUAUGGCACGACCCAGGGCCAGUGGGACCCUGCAGACCCUGCCCCCAGCAGCCUGGGCAUGGCUGACCUGCUGGCAUGCAACUGUGCGGUGGCCACCCUCCGGGACCCAGCCACGGCCCUCGGCAACAUGGUAGCCGCUCUCCAGGAGGGCGGCUUCCUGCUGCUGCACACGCUGCUCAGAGGACACCCGCUGGGAGAGACGGUUGCCUUCCUCACCUGCCCGGAGCCCCAGCGAGGCGGGCAGAGCCUCCUGAGCCAGGACGAGUGGGAGGGUCUGUUUGCCGGGGCGUCCCUGCACCUGGUGGCCCUGAAGAGGUCCUUCUACGGCUCCGCGCUCUUCCUGUGCCGCCGCCGGCCGGCCCCGCAGGACGGCCCCGUCUUCCUGCCUGUGGAGGACACCAGCUUCCGAUGGGUGGACUCCCUGAAGAACGUUCUGGCCAGCGACUCCUCCCGCCCCGUGUGGCUGACGGCCUUCAGCUGCACCACCUCGGGUGUCGUGGGCAUGGUGAACUGUCUCCGCCGAGAGCCUGGCGGGCACCGGAUUCGAUGCAUCCUGGUGUCCAACCUCAGCAGCACCUCCCCCAUCCCCAAGAUGGACGCAAGCUCCUCAGAGUUGCAGAAGGUGUUACAGGGGGACCUCGUGAUGAACGUCUACCGGGACGGGUCCUGGGGGGCCUUCCGCCAUUUCCCCCUGGAGCAUGGCCUGCCAGAGGAGCAGACCGAGCACGCCUUCGUGAAUGUCCUCACCCGGGGGGACCUCUCCUCCAUCCGCUGGGUCUGCUCCCCUCUGCGUCACGCCCAGCCCACUGACCCCGGCAUCCACCUCUGCACCGUCAGCUACGCCUCCCUCAACUUCCGAGACAUCAUGCUGGCCACGGGCAAGCUCUCCCCUGAUGCCAUCCCAGGGAAAUGGGCCUCCCGGGACUGUAUGCUGGGCAUGGAGUUCUCUGGCCGGGACGCCAGUGGCAAGCGUGUGAUGGGGCUGGUGCCCGCUGAGGGCCUGGCCACUUCCGUCCUGCUGUCUGAGGACUUCCUGUGGGAGGUUCCGUCUAACUGGACCCUGGAGGAGGCAGCUUCCGUGCCCGUGGUAUACUCUACCGCCUACUACUCGCUGGUGGUGCGGGGGCGCAUGCAGCGCGGGGAGACGGUGCUCAUCCACUCGGGCUCGGGCGGCGUGGGCCAGGCCGCCAUCGCCAUCGCCCUGAGCCUGGGCUGCCGCGUCUUCACCACCGUGGGGUCCGCCGAGAAGCGGACGUACCUCCAGGCCAGGUUCCCUCAGCUCGGCGACACCAGCUUUGCCAACUCCCGGGACACGUCCUUCGAACAACACGUGCUGUGGCACACAGGCGGGAAGGGUGUCGACCUGGUUCUGAACUCUCUGGCGGAGGAGAAGCUGCAGGCCAGUGUGCGCUGCCUGGCCCAGCACGGCCGGUUCCUGGAGAUCGGCAAAUUUGACCUUUCCAACAACCACCAGCUGGGCAUGGCCAUCUUCCUGAAGAACGUGACCUUCCACGGGAUCCUGCUGGACGCGCUCAUGGAUGACGGGGGCAGCGACUGGCGGGAGGUGGCGGCGCUGCUGCGGGCGGGCAUCCGGGACGGCGUGGUGCGGCCCCUCAAGUGCACCACGUUCCCCAAGCACCGCGUGGAGGACGCGUUCCGUUUCAUGGCCCAAGGGAAGCACAUCGGCAAAGUGGUCGUGCAGGUGCUCGAGGAGGAGCGGGAGAUGGUGCCACAGGUGACCAGGCCCACGCGGAUGACAGCUGUGUCCAAGAUCUUCUGCCCAGCCCACAAGAGCUAUGUCAUCACUGGGGGCCUAGGCGGGUUCGGCCUCGAGCUGGCCCAGUGGCUUGUGCUGCGAGGGGCCCAGAAACUCGUGCUGACCUCUCGCUCUGGGAUCCGCACAGGCUACCAGGCCAAGCAAGUCCAUGAGUGGAGGCGCCAGGGCGUGCAGGUCCUGGUGUCCACCAGCGACGCCAGCUCGCCAGAUGGGGCCCGGAGCCUCGUGGCAGAGGCCACACAGCUGGGGCCUGUGGGUGGCGUCUUCAACCUGGCCAUGGUCCUGAGAGAUGCCAUGCUGGAGAAUCAAAGCCCUGAGUUCUUCCAGGAUGUUAACAAGCCCAAGUACGACGGUACCGUGAACUUGGACAGGGUGACCCGGGCGGUGUGCCCCGAGCUGGACUACUUUGUGGUCUUCUCCUCCGUGAGCUGCGGGCGCGGCAACGCCGGCCAGACCAACUACGGCUUCGCCAACUCCUCGAUGGAGCGUGUAUGUGAGAAGCGCCGGCACGACGGCCUGCCAGGCCUCGCGGUGCAGUGGGGCGCCAUCGGAGAUGUGGGCAUCAUCCUGGAGACAAUGGGCUCCAACGACAUGGUCAUUGGUGGGACGCUGCCUCAGCGUAUCACCUCCUGCUUGGAGGUGCUGGACUCCUUUCUGAACCAGCCCCACGCCGUCUUGAGCAGCUUUGUGCUGGCUGAGAAGAAGACCAGCGCCCAGGGUGAUGGCAGUGCCCAGCUGGACCUCAUGAAGGCGGUGGCCCACGUCCUGGGUAUUCGAGACUUGGCCACCAUCAACCUGGACAGCACGCUGACAGACCUGGGCCUGGACUCGCUCAUGGGCGUGGAGGUGCGCCAGAUACUGGAGCGCGGGUAUGACCUGCUGCUGUCCACGCGGGACAUCGGGCAGCUCACGUUCCGCAAGUUGCAGGAGUUUUCCUCGAAGGCGGGCACGGCUAACGAGCUGGCCGCCCCCACGGCCAAGGACAGCAGCAGAACCGGUCAGCAGGCCCAGCUGAACCUGAGCACCCUGCUGGUGAACCCCGAGGGCCCGACCUUGACACGGCUCAACUUGGUGCAGAGCUCUGAGCGACCCCUGUUCCUGGUGCACCCCAUCGAAGGCUCCACCAUCGUGUUCCACGGCCUGGCCUCCAAGCUCAGCAUCCCCACCUACGGCUUGCAGUGUACCCAAGCUGCACCCCUGGACAGCAUCCAGAGUCUGGCCGCCUACUACGUGGAGUGCAUCCGGCAGGUGCAGCCCGAGGGGCCCUACCGCAUCGCCGGCUACUCGUUCGGGGCCUGUGUGGCCUUCGAGAUGUGCUCCCAGCUGCAGGCUGCGCAGCAGAGCCCGGCCCCCUCACACCACAGCCUCUUCUUGUUUGACGGCUCACACUCCUACGUGCUGGCCCACACGCAGAGCUACCGCGCCAAGAUGACCCCGGGCUGCGAGGCGGAGGCCGAGGCCGAGGCCAUGUGCUUCUUCAUGCAGCAGUUCAUCGACGUGGAACACGACAAGGUGCUGGAGGCGCUGCUGCCCCUCGGGGACCUGGGGGAGCGCGUGGCGGCCGCCGUGGACCUGAUCGAGCGCAGCCACGCGGGCCUGGACCGCCGCCAGCUGACCUUCGCCGCGCGCUCCUUCUACCACAAGCUGCGCGCGGCCGAGCAGUACACGCCGCGGGCCACCUACCACGGCAGCGUGACGCUGCUGCGCGCCAAGACCGGCAGCGGGUACGGCGAGGGCCUGGGCGCCGACUACAACCUGUCCCAGGUGUGCGACGGCAAGGUGUCGGUACACGUGAUCGAGGGGGACCACCGCACGCUGCUGGAGGGCAGCGGCCUGGAGUCCAUCCUCAGCAUCAUCCACAGCUCCCUGGCCGAGCCGCGCGUCAGUGUGCGGGAGGGCUAGGCGCCCCCCGCGGCCCCGGGGGGGGGGAGGGUCCUGCCGGUGGGAGCCCCGCCCCCGCGCCCUGUGCGCCGCCGCCGCCGCCGCCGACUCGGAGACCCGCCCCGGUCUGUGAAGGGUCGGCCGGGCGGGCCCGGCGCGCCGCGUGGGUCUGCGCCGCGGUCCUCCAUUCGAUCCUCCUAUUUAUUGCGUCGCUGGGGAGACGCCAGGGCCUCGUCCACCCUGUGAAGGCCGGCGGCGCGGGAGCCCCAGCCCUGGGGCCCCCAUGAUGCAGGGGCCUGUGGAAGGGAGCAGUCCAGGGCGCCCGGGCACCGUUCUGUGUUCGUCUGUAUUCGUUUUUCAAGAAACAUGAUUCAUAUUGCUGCUUGCA